This is a messenger RNA of Brenthis ino (lesser marbled fritillary), 813 nucleotides long. The record is from the annotation of a GenBank genome assembly. NCBI's taxonomy places the organism in Eukaryota, Metazoa, Arthropoda, Insecta, Lepidoptera, Nymphalidae.
AUGAUCACCAGGGGCUUGCUUUUACGGUCCACUCUAACUCACACUGUAACUCACACUAGAGAAGUACCAGGAGCAAUCCGCUUGGAGGGGACCAACACCUCGGACAACCUCCCACAAUGCAGCAUAAAAGAUACAGAAUGUAUAAAAGGAGUAUAUCAACAUAUGAUGAAUAGCAUUGGGAGUACUGGGGCCGAAGAAUUGGGGAUCCCUGCACUAGAUCCCAUGAUUUUAAAUAACAUAUCUGUAAAUCUCAUGAAAGAUCUCACUAUCACUGUUAGUGAAGGCACAGUGAAAGGCAUGAGAAACUGCGUAUUUAAUACCUUCAAGAUCGAUUGGGAAAAAGAAAAAGGAUAUUUAAAUGUAACGUGUGACGCUUUAUCUGUCAAAGGUAAUUUUGUAGUAUCUGGUGAAAAUAAACAGAUACAGAGUAUUAUUGGUAGCAACAGUCUAACCGGUGACGGUCGAGCCAAAGUAAAACUAGAUAACACGAAGUUGAACAUCGAAUUUUCAAUUACUUUGAAAAAGAAAGAUGAUGGUGACAUUUACCUCUCGGUUUCUAACAAAAAUAUAAAAUAUACAUAUGACAUUGGAAAGGCGCAUUUUGUAAUUGAAAAAGUCGUCAUUGCUAACAAUGACUUAAGUCAAAUUGUAUCAUCCUAUUUAAAUGAUAACUGGAGGUCAGUUAUGGACCAAUUUGGAUCUGUAUUCAUAGAGAAAGCACUGGAGUUGUACGUAGAUCUUGUAGCGAAUAUGUGUGACAAAAUUCCAGGAAAGAAAUUUAUUACUGAAGACCUUCAUUCUUACCUCAAACAU